AAGUUUCCCUCCAAACUCAACUGUCUAGAGAGAGAAAGUUUUUGUUUCUCUCUCCACCUCUGCAACCGAAAAAACAACAGUUGAAUCUUCGUUGGGCUUCUCCAGUUUCCAUAGAGUGAAAGUGCAAGAACCUUGAAGCUCAGUCUUUUUUAAUUCUCUAUCAAAUGGAAGGGGAAGCCUCAGUCAAUAAGCUCCAUACCCAGAUCGAAAUCAAGCCCCAGGGCCAAGAACCGCCGCCCCCAUCCUCCUCCGUCGUCGACAAUUCCGAAAUGGACAUCCAGCCUGAAGGAAAACUUCCUUUCUUCAAGUCCCGCUACCGGCAGAGGGCAUCGGACACAUGGCUCAUCUCUCUGUUGGUCAUCCUUCAUCUCGUGGCUUUCAUAACCACAACUCUCUUCAACUAUUUCUCGACGGGCAGUGUCUUCUUUCAGCCACUCUCUGAGAAUCCCCUGCUUGGUCCCUCUGCUUCCACGCUAGAUAAAGUUGGGGCACUGCGAAGGGCUUUUUUGGUUCAGAACCACCUAAAUUGGCGUUUCUUCGUAUGCCCCUGGUUACAUGCUGGGAUCAUACACUUUGCCAUCAAUAUCAGCUGUAUGAUCUUUAUUGGAAUCCAUUUAGAGAGAGACUAUGGACCCUUGAGGAUUGGGGUAAUCUACCUACUUUCGGCAUUCUUUGGUAGCUUGGUAUGUUCACUUUUUGUUCGAAAUAAUCCUGUAGUUGCUUCCUCUGGUGCUUUGUUCGGAUUACUUGGAACGAUGCUUUCUGGGCUUAUCCGUAACUGGAAAGUUUACUCAAGCAAGGGUGCAGCUUUGGCAGCACUUUUCACAGUUCUGGCGACGAAUUUCCUCCUUGGUUUGCUACCAUACAUCGACAAUUUUGCAAAUAUUGGUGCCUUUAUAUCCGGACUUCUACUCGGGUUUGUGAUUUUGCUCACCCCUCAGAUUAGGCAAAUGUCUAAAAACAAAGCAGGGCUGUUUGAAUGCGGUGUCAAACAUGCCAAGAGUACCGUUAAACUGAAGCAGAAGCUAGCACUAGACAGGCCGAUUCUGAGGAGCAUUUCUCUUAUGCUGUUUGUUAUUCUGCUUUCUGGAUGUCUUGUAGCAUUAUUCCUAGGCAUUGAUAUAAACCAUUAUUGCGGAUGGUGUAGAUUCAUUGACUGUAUCCCUUACAAAAGGUGGAGCUGCAAUGAUGGACCAAAUACAUGUGAGAUCAUGAAGAGCAACUCAGAGAUGACAUUGACCUGUUUGUAUAAUGGGAACACCAGGGUGUUCCCUUUCACCAACAUUUCACAGGCAAGGAUAAAUGACUUGUGCGCUAUGAUCUGCUGAUGGAGGGAGGACUCGAAAUGACUGUACCAACUCAAAUAUGGACUCAGUUGAGACAAAUGAACAAAUUGGUCGACAGAACAUAUAGCUGAAAUAUACAGUGCAUUUCAACUGCUCAUUAAAAGUGUCUAAGCGGCUUUAAAUGAUGAAUAGCAAACCACUGACAAGCAGAAUUCAUUGCUUAUGCCACUUCUCUUAAAACAUUUAGUGCUUCAUUCAGUAAUUGAAUUCUUAGGUAUUGAUAUGUUGUUAAUAUGAUUCUU
Molecule: messenger RNA, 1588 nt
Organism: Gossypium arboreum
Lineage: Eukaryota; Viridiplantae; Streptophyta; Magnoliopsida; Malvales; Malvaceae
Product: RHOMBOID-like protein 8
Exons: 6
Coding region: 165-1328 (387 amino acids)
Biological process (GO): proteolysis
Cellular component (GO): membrane
Molecular function (GO): serine-type endopeptidase activity
Source: RefSeq, a predicted model, not a curated record